AUGGCCGCUCCUGCAAAGUCGACGCGCUGGGGUUCCUUUCUUCAGCAGGCCGUUGCCGGCGUGGAAGCGCGGCUCGACAACAUACUCGCUGAAGGCGAGAACGGGUCUAACCUGCUUCAAUCUGCCCAACCUGCCACAGCUGCCGCUAAGGAUCAGCAACCUAACCAGCCUCGAUCUUCGACCAGCAGUCGUACGAAUGACCGCUUACAGGAGCGUCUUGCCAAGGCUAUGGCCGCCAAGAAUCAUCCGUCAUCCGACGCUCGCAGUAUAACCUCCGACUCCCAGAGUGCCCGACCGAGCGCGGACGGAGGCUGUCCUGAAGCCAGUACACAUCAGAAAGACUGUACUGUCGCUACAAAUCGAGACCCGAGUCCGUCGCUCACCUCCCCGCCGGUUGAGACUGUCGCCCACGAGAAUGCUACGCAAUUCCAACUCCAGCCCAAGCCGAUCGACCCGCUAGGCCAUCAGGAGGACCAGCUGCCUCAGACCACGGCACAGAGCGAAACAAGAUCGGAGUCUGCACUCGCCGGCGGUACAACCGCUUCGUCUGAUGUAACGGUCAACUCUGAGACAAUACAAACUACACCAUCCAAGGAUAUGACGGACACGAAUCACGCAUGCAAACAAUGUUCUAUAUUCAGAACGCGCGUCGAAUCUCUGGAGGCUAUGGCGGAGCAAACGGCAAAGGAACAGCAGGAGGAGAUACAUCGCUAUAUUGAGCAGUUAGAGGGUCUCCAGGCAAAAGUGCAAUUUUUGGCACGGGAUGCGACUGAUGCAGCUCGAAAGUCUUCUAUUGCAGCACCAGCAGGCAGUCAAGAGCGGAAGCUUGCCGAAAAAGACGAAAAGAUCGCUGUCCUUAUGGACGAGGGGAGGAACUUGGCUGCCAUUGAACAGAAACACCGGGCCAUCAUCAGGAAACUCAGGUCACAAAUAAAUGGCGACGAGAAGACCAUAGCGGAAUUGCGCGCUCGCCAUGACAAGCUAACGGUCGACGUGGACAAGUUACGUACCCGGGCCAGUCGUGUUGAUGAGCUCGAACAAUCGAACCAGGAUUUGCAGAUUAGAUCCAACGGCAUGCAGGACGAGUUGAACGCGUUGCGUGCCGAGGUGUCAGCCAACAAGACGGUAAUUCAGAGAUUGCGGGAUGAUCUACGAAAGGCCUCAGACCAGGCCCAUUCAACCAUUGAGAAGGCCACCAAAGAGGCGCUCACGGCAGAGAAACACCGUGUCAAGGACCUCGAAGACACUGUCGCUGCGCUGCAGGUGGAAAAGAGCUUGGUUGUCGACAGGGCAAAGGCUAACGCUGCCGAAGCAGAGGAAAGGGCGGCGCGUGCGGCUGAGCGCACCCGUGUCGUGGAGAUUGAAAUGAAGACGGAGCUCCAAGCAAUGGAAGGAAAGCUGGAAGCGAUGCGUGCGCUCGCGGAGGAGGCGUCGUCUGGAGCCAUGAGUGAUUCUCAGGCCAAGCUACUGCGCCAAGUGGAAACAUUACAGACACAACAUGCGAUUGCCGCGGAGAAUUGGCAAGGCAUCGAGGCAAGUCUGGUUGCUCGAGUCGGCAACCUUGAGCGCGAAAGGGAUGAUGCUCUGCGACGAGAGUCGGAAAUGAGGAAAAAGGCGAGAGAGACCGCGACACGAUGCAAGCGCCAGGACGAGGAGUUGCAGGAGUUGACGAGCAAGAUCCCCAAUCUUCAGCGAGAUGUUGAUGCAUAUCAAGCACGUAUAGAGGCACUGCAGAAGCGGGCAGAUAACGCCGAGGCAGCCUUGUUCCAGGCCAAGUCCGAGCUUGAAAAGCACCAGCAGAUGGGAUGGAGGGCCGAAAGGACAGAAUCCGACCGUCGACCUUGGCUAGAAGACCAUCUAUCUGGACCCGGUUCUAGAGUACAUAGUCGCCCAGACUCACCAUUGUUGUCUGUGCCCACACGCACCAUGAGUAACGACCUUCUCUUGCUACAGAGUGUGUCGGGCAAGAGUCGCAAGAUCCCAGUACCAACUAACGGAAUGGACGGCUUUCAAGAGGGCUCAUCAGUCGGAAGGAAAAUGUCGAGCCAACCUCCGGCAAGACCACUAAUGCUGCCCAGUGGUUCAAGUCUGCCCGUAGCACCUUCCAUCACAUCGCUCGAGUUGCCUCUUGACUCGCUGCCAACACCUACAUCGCAUGCGGGCGAGAAAGAUGACAUGUUUGAAGGUGUCGAGACUUCUUCGUCUCCUCGACAGAUGUUGCAAGAUAUGGUAUCAGUGUCGACGGUUGGCGCAGGCCCUUCGGUGCAGCUAGUGGAGAGGAUGAGCGCGGCCAUCCGUCGGCUGGAGGCGGAAAAGGUAACUUCGCGUGAGGAGUUGGCGCGAAUAUCUGGGCAAAGGGACGAAGCAAGGGCCGAAAUUGUGUCGCUGAUGAAGGAGUUAGAAUCCAACAAGACGGCGUCAAAACGCGUUGCUGAGCUGGAGGGUCUGGUUGAUGACUUGAAUUCGAGAUACCAGACGACACUAGAGUUACUUGGGGAGAAAAGCGAGCUAGUAGAGGAGUUGCGUGCAGACGUGCAGGAUGUCAAGGCCAUGUAUCGCGACCUGGUAGAGCGAACGGUGAGGUAA
Molecule: messenger RNA, 2586 nt
Organism: Colletotrichum graminicola M1.001
Lineage: Eukaryota; Fungi; Ascomycota; Sordariomycetes; Glomerellales; Glomerellaceae
Product: M protein repeat protein
Exons: 3
Coding region: 1-2586 (861 amino acids)
Cellular component (GO): Golgi apparatus; endoplasmic reticulum
Source: RefSeq, a predicted model, not a curated record